Messenger RNA from Penicillium odoratum, 870 nucleotides. RefSeq names its product polyamine acetyltransferase. NCBI's taxonomy places the organism in Eukaryota, Fungi, Ascomycota, Eurotiomycetes, Eurotiales, Aspergillaceae. Gene Ontology annotation, molecular function: aralkylamine N-acetyltransferase activity. The record is from RefSeq and is a predicted model, not a curated record. Gene Ontology annotation, cellular component: cytoplasm. The coding region runs from base 1 to 870 and encodes 289 amino acids. The transcript has 3 exons.
AUGUCUGAUCCCAGCGAGCAACCUUCGGAGUCCAUGCCCGGCCAGGACAACGGUCUGAGGCCAUUGUCGAAUGCAGACGACUUGUCGCUCGGCAACCCUAGCAACAGUGAGCUGUCUCACAUCAUGGGCCGCGCGGGUAUCGCGCUGGCCAAUGGGUUCCCGCUAGACGAUGACGAAGACGACGAAGAAGUUGAAGGGGACUAUGUCGCAGUUGACCAGGAGGAGGACUCCAAUGAAUUCCCAUACUGGUUCCGCCGGCCCCCAACACACCACCGCACCAAACUUGACGAAUUGCACCCGUUCGUUCAGCUUCUUUCCACAUCUAACGUGGACGAUUGUCUGGCCGUGGAGAAGGCUUUCCCGGAGCAGGAGCGCUGCUCGCGUGACAAGUUUGUCUACCGUCUCUCCAAGUGCCCCGAGCUGAGUCUGGGCCUCUUCACCUUGCCCCUCUACGGCGACGAUCCUAAGCCUCGGGCUACCCUUAUCGGACAUAUCAUUGCCACCCGUACCUCGGAGCCCAACGUGACAGACAGAUCGAUGCGCCUACCCAAAGACUGGCAAGGUGAGCGCCGGUCAGUCGAAGACGGCCAGGCAGUUGGUCAUGAAGAGUGCGGUGGCACCAUUGCCAUUCACUCGCUCGCUGUGCUGCCUGAGCACCAGGGCAAGCAGGUCGGUAGCACCUUGAUGAAGUCGUACAUCCACCGGAUCCGGGAGGCCCAGAUUGCUGAUCGGAUUGCGAUCAUCGCUCAUGACCAUUUGGUUCCCUUCUACGAGUCCUUUGGGUUCGAGAACCGCGGCCCCAGCCAGUGCCAAUUCGGUGGCGGUGGAUGGGUGGACCUGGUCUUGGAGCUUGGCAACGAAUCUAGCUAA